Messenger RNA from Arabidopsis thaliana (thale cress), 1928 nucleotides. RefSeq names its product Major facilitator superfamily protein. Gene Ontology annotation, biological process: transmembrane transport. The transcript has 5 exons. Gene Ontology annotation, molecular function: transmembrane transporter activity. Bases 25 to 1728 code for a protein of 567 amino acids. NCBI's taxonomy places the organism in Eukaryota, Viridiplantae, Streptophyta, Magnoliopsida, Brassicales, Brassicaceae. The record is from RefSeq and is marked reviewed. Gene Ontology annotation, cellular component: membrane.
AUCAAAAUUUGAGAGAGAAAUCAAAUGGAAGUAGAAAUGCAUGGUGAUGUCUCCAAAUGGGAAGGCUACGCUGACUGGAGAAACAAAGCCGCCUUGAGAGGCCGUCACGGCGGAAUGCUCGCCGCCUCCUUCGUCUUGGCGGUGGAGAUAUUGGAGAAUCUAGCGUUUUUAGCGAACGCAAGCAACUUGGUGUUGUAUCUCAAGAACUUCAUGCACAUGUCUCUAGCCAGAUCGUCGAGUGAAGUGACCACUUUCAUGGCCACAGCCUUCCUUCUCGCUCUCCUCGGUGGCUUCCUUGCUGACGCCUUCUUCUCCACAUUCGUCAUUUUCCUCAUCUCCGCCUCCAUCGAGUUUCUGGGACUUAUCCUGCUCACAAUCCAAGCCCGGCGUCCGUCCUUAAUGCCGCCGCCAUGCAAGAGCUCUGCCGCAUUGCGAUGCGAGGUCGUUGGUGGUUCGAAGGCGGCGUUUCUGUUUGUGGGACUAUAUCUAGUGUCUCUAGGAAUCGGAGGGAUAAAAGGGUCAUUACCGUCACACGGAGCAGAGCAAUUCGACGAGGGCACGCCCAAAGGUCGAAAACAAAGAUCCACAUUCUUCAACUACUAUGUGUUCUGUCUCUCAUGUGGAGCACUUGUGGCCGUGACGUUCGUUGUCUGGAUCGAGGACAACAAAGGCUGGGAGUGGGGAUUUGGAGUCUCCACCAUCUCUAUAUUUCUCUCCAUUCUUGUCUUUCUAUUAGGUUCGAGGUUUUAUAAAAACAAAAUCCCUCGUGGUAGUCCUCUUACCACAAUCUUUAAGGUUCUUCUCGCAGCUUCCAUAGUUAGUUGCUCGAGUAAAACUUCGAGUAAUCACUUUACUUCCAGAGAAGUUCAAUCAGAACAUGAAGAAAAGACGCCUUCUCAGUCACUUACCAAUAGCUUGACAUGUCUAAACAAAGCAAUAGAGGGGAAAACACACCAUAUUUGGCUCGAAUGCACGGUCCAACAAGUAGAAGACGUGAAGAUUGUGCUAAAAAUGCUUCCAAUAUUUGGUUGCACCAUAAUGCUCAAUUGCUGCUUAGCUCAGCUUUCUACUUACUCUGUCCACCAAGCUGCAACGAUGAACAGAAAGAUCGUUAACUUCAAUGUUCCUUCAGCUUCUUUACCGGUUUUUCCGGUUGUUUUCAUGCUGAUUCUUGCUCCAACCUAUGACCAUCUGAUUAUCCCAUUCGCAAGAAAAGUAACCAAAUCCGAAAUUGGUAUCACUCAUUUGCAAAGAAUCGGUGUAGGCUUAGUCCUUUCGAUAGUAGCAAUGGCAGUGGCUGCUUUAGUCGAGUUAAAGCGGAAGCAAGUGGCUAGAGAAGCUGGAUUACUUGACUCUGAAGAAACUUUACCAAUCACUUUUCUGUGGAUUGCUCUUCAGUAUCUGUUUCUAGGAUCAGCUGAUCUGUUCACACUAGCUGGAUUGCUAGAGUUUUUCUUCACAGAAGCACCUUCUUCUAUGAGAUCAUUGGCUACAUCGCUCUCAUGGGCUUCUUUGGCAUUAGGGUAUUAUCUAAGCUCGGUGAUGGUGCCGAUAGUGAACAGAGUAACUAAGAGUGCUGGACAAAGCCCAUGGCUUGGAGAAAAACUUAACCGUAACAGACUAGACUUGUUUUAUUGGCUCAUGUGUGUCCUAAGUGUUGUUAACUUCUUGCACUAUCUCUUCUGGGCAAAGCGUUACAAGUAUAUCUCAACUGGUUCAAUAAGUUGAUAUGAUAUACAUAACCUCUUUAAUAGAUAGAAUAAACAAUCAAUAGAGAAAGAAGAUUAGUGAUGUCGACUUUGGAGAAAGAACGCCAAUAAUACCAUGAAAAGUUCAUAAAUUUCUUAAUUUCCUGUUAUUAUCAAGUGAAAUUUUUAAAACUUAUUUUCAACAAGAGAUAGAAAGUGAAAUAAUAUCAUAUCAUAUUU